AUGCAAUACACAAUUAAGGAACAUGAAAUGAAAAAAAAAAAUUAUAAAACACCUAUAGAUUUUAUUGAAGAUUAUAUUAUAAUGUAUAGUAAACAGGCAAAGGUGCCUUAUAAACUUUACUUUAAAAAUUUAGAAUAUUCAAAAAUAUAUGAAAUUAGUUUAUUUAAUUAUCUUGUAGAAACAAAAAUUGAGAAUUAUCAAAUACUUGAAAAUUUGUUAAAAAAGAUGGUAGUUAUGCAAUGGUGUGAUCAUACUUUUUACAAUUUGACAUUAUCAAUAUUUAUAAAAGGAGUUGCUAUUGCUUUAGAUAAAGUUAUACAACAGGUAGAAGUACUGGAUUUUACAAAUGUUAAUUUUCUUUAUUUUUAUUCUAAUGCUAAUAUAAAUUUAUAUUUUGUUAUGGCAUUGAAGAUUGUUAAUUGCUUACAUAUAACAAAAGAGAACAAGAAUAGAGAAAUUAAACUUAAAAUUUUAGAUACUUUUUGGUUUUUACUUGUAAAAUGCUAUAAAGACAUAGAAAAUAUUAAUAGAGCUUUAACAAGUUAUAAUCAAUCUCAAUUCAUUAAUAAUGAAGAACUAAAAAAACGAGUAUUUAUUCCUGAAAUUUUAUUGGGAAGUAAAAGAAUAGAUAUUUAUGAACGAAAACAGUUAAUGUCUUGUAUUUUACAAGAAAUUAAAAUUAAAGCACAAAAAAUGUGUACAGAAAAAUUAUAUAUUUUUAUAGUAAAUUUAAUAAGUGAAUUAAUAAUACGAGAAAUUUGUGAUGAAUCAGAGCUUGUAGAUUUUCAUGAAUAUUCUAGGGAUUUACUAGACCAAUAA
Molecule: messenger RNA, 819 nt
Organism: Vairimorpha ceranae
Lineage: Eukaryota; Fungi; Microsporidia; Nosematidae
Exons: 1
Coding region: 1-819 (272 amino acids)
Source: RefSeq, a predicted model, not a curated record